Molecule: messenger RNA, 651 nt
Organism: Protopolystoma xenopodis
Lineage: Eukaryota; Metazoa; Platyhelminthes; Monogenea; Polystomatidea; Polystomatidae
Source: the annotation of a GenBank genome assembly
AUGCAAGAAGGUAAGCCAAUUCAAUGUUGGGUGCCACAGGAGUUUACUCAUUCUUGGGAGGAAUACGCCGAGAACUUGUGCUGGGUGAAGAACACAUAUUUUCUAGCCGCCUCCGAUGAGGUACCCGACGAUGACAUUGAACUAUCCCAGGUACGAUAUAUAAGCUACUACCAGUGGAUCGCCAUAGUCUUAGCAGGACAGGCUAUGUUAUCUUGGGUGCCAUACCUGCUAUGGCGAGUAGGAUCAAAGCGUCUACCCGUACUGCUUCGUUCCGCCCGUGAAGCAGCAGUACCAGAUCGAGAAUUGCGUCAGAAAGCUAUUUCUUGUUUGGUAGCCACUCUGGAGGAACAGGCUGAAUCAACUGCUCGCUAUAGACGGAUGCGCAAUAUAGUCCAACGCCUCUGCAGUAUCCGACCAAACCUACGCAUAACAAUGCUCUUUUUUGCCGUAAGAUUGCUGUUUGUCGGUAAUUCAAUCGGACAAAUUUAUCUUAUGCGUCAAUUCAUUGGAACCAACAGCACCAUGUUUGGCAUGGAAAUGUUGAAGGAUAUCAUUUCCGGAAAGGAUUGGGAACAAUCGGGACAAUUCCCAAGAGUCACAUUCUGUAAUGUUAAUGUUCGCAAAAUGGGCCAGAUAAAACCAGCUAGGUGA